GCGGAACACAGCAUUCAGGCUUCCCUCGGGUGAUCCCGCCCCUCUCAAUUCCCCAGCCAAUCAUCAACGUUAGUCUCAUCAGCCGCUCUCGCCGCUUUUCCCCGCAGCAGGCUACUGCGGUGAUAUAGGCCGCUGGCCAGAUGUGGAAGGGCAAAGUGGGGGCCUUGCUACGGGUGUGGGGGUUAAGGCCGACAGGGAUCCCCGGAAGGACAAGGCUAAGCUACGAUGCUGCAUUGCAGGCAGGAAACAAUUCACCCGGGUGUUGGAACUGUGGCAGCGCUGGGGGCCCUGGACAAGGGGACAGGUUCUUCUGCCCGCAGUGCCGCGCCCUGCAGCCACCUGACCCCAGUCGAGAUUACUUCAGCCUCAUGGAUUGCAACCGUUCCUUCAGAGUUGACACCACAAAACUUCAGCACAGGUAUCAGCAACUACAGCGUCUUGUCCAUCCAGAUUUCUUCAGCCAGAGGUCCCAGACUGAAAAGGACUUCUCAGAGAAGCAUUCGACCCUGGUGAAUGAUGCCUAUAAGACCCUUCUGGCCCCCCUGAGCAGGGGACUGUACCUUCUAAAGCUCCAUGGAGUACAGAUUUCUGAAGGAACAGAUGAUGAAAUGGACCGGCAGUUCCUCAUGGAAAUAAUGGAGAUCAAUGAAAAACUUGCAGAAGCUCAAAAUGAAGCUGCCAUGAAGGAGAUUGAAUCCAUUGUCAGAGGUACCUGCUAAGGCCCAGGUAAAGAGACUGUUCAAAGGCUUAGAGCUAGUUACUUUGGGGGUCAGGAUUUCAGAGUCUCCAGAUUCCUACUCCAGUGUUCUUUGUCUACACCAAGUUGCUACUCAAGAGGUGAGUUUCAAACACUGGACUAGGAAUCAAGUAACUAGGAUUCUGUUCCCAGACCUUCCAUUCAACCAUGUGACCAUGAGAUAAUUCCCCCAAUACCAGUCCUUGCCUACCUUGGUGGGAUAUAAUGUAUUUAAAACUGCUCUGAGGCCGAGCAGGGUGGCUCAUGCCUGUAAUCCUAGCACUCUUGGGAGGCUGGGGCAGGUGGAUUGCUUGAGUUCACGAAUUCAAGAGCAGCCUGAAAAAAAGCAAGACCCCCAUCUCUACUAAAAAUAGAAAAAACUGAGGCAAGAGGAUCCCUUGAGCCCAAGAGUUGGAGGUUACUGUGAGCUACGAUGAUGCCAUGGCAUACUACCCAGGCCAACAGCUUGACUCUGUCUCAAAAAAAAAAUUAAUUAGGGCGGCACCUGUGGCUCAAAGGGGUAAGGCACUGGCCCCAUGUGCCAGAGGUGGCAGGUUCAAACCCAGCCCUGGCCAAAAACCACAAAAAAAAAAAAAAAAAAAAAAAAAUUAAUUAAAAAAUAAAAGCAGCUGGGCACCCAUAGCACAGUGGUUAUGGUGCCAGCCAUAUACUCUGAGACUGGUGGGUUUGAACCCAGACUGGGCCAGCUAAACAACAAUGACAACUGCAACAAAAAAUAGCUGGGCAUCGUUGCAGACAGCUGUAGUCCCAGCUACUUGGGAGACCAAGGCAAGACAAUCCUUGAGCCCAGGAGUUUGAGGUUGCUGUGAGCUGUGACACCAUGGCACUCUACUGAGGGCAACAUAGUGAGAUUCUAUCUCAAAAAAAUAAAUGAAUAAAUAAAUUAAAGUGCUUUCAAAGAAGAAACCAUAUGACUGAAACUGAAUAUUUAUAUCUGAAACAUACACUUAUGUAAAACUUCUCAUUUUUUUUUCUUUAGACAGAGUCUUACUGUGUCACCCUUGGUAGAGUGCUGUGGCAUCACAGCUCACAGCAACCUCAAACUCUUGGGCUUAAGCGAUUCUCUUGCCUCAGCCUUCCAAGUAGAUGGGACUAUAGGUGCCUGCCAUAACACCCGGCUAUUUUGUUGCUGUUGUUGUGGUGGUUGUCAUUGUUGUUUCAGCUGGCCCAGGCCAGGUUCAAACCCACCAGCCUCAAUGUAUGUGGCCAGCGCCCUACCCACUGAGCCAUGGGCACCACCAAAACUCCUCACUUUUUAACAAAGAAACAACAGAAAUAUGGUUUCUCUUUUAUUUAUUUGGGAUCAUCUCUCUUAUGAUGACAUAAUAUGAUAUAAAUAAUUUCAUUUUCCUAGGAGGCUAUACAUAUAGUUUGCAAGUAGUCGCCUAAAACAUUCAAUAGGCUCAGCGCUUGUAGCUCAAGAGGCUAAGGCACCAGCCAUAUACACAAGAGCUGGUGGGUUCGAAUCUAGCCUGGGCCUACCAAACCAUUGACAACCACAACCAAAAAACAGCCAGGCGUUGUUGCUGGCGCCUGUAGUUCCAGCUACUUGGGAAGCUGAGGCAAGAAAAUCACUUAAGGCCAGGAGUUUGAGGUUGCUGUGAGCUGUGACAUCACGUCACUCCACCCAGAGCAACAGUUUGAGGCUCUGUCUCAAAAUAAUAAAUAAAUAAAUAAAACAUUGAAUAAUGCAUUGCUUAUAGGUGAUCCCAGCAUGAUAAUUUUCUCCUUGCUAAAAUUUGGAAGGUUCAGACUGCUUCAUGAAGGUAAUGAAGGCAUAUCCUUGUUCUUUUUUUUUUUUUUUGGCCUGGGCUAGGUUUGAACCCGCCACCUCCGGCAUAUGGGACCAGCGCCCUACUCCUUGAGCUACAGGCGCCACCCUGUUCUUUUUCUUUUAAUGAUUCUGUAGCUAUUUUAUAACCUUUAAUGAUUGCCCCUCAAAUCCUUCAUGGGUAGAAAAACAGAGCAUAACUAUGGCCAACCAGUGCAGCAGUACACAGCAGCAAGAAUCAUGGUACAUGUAAUAACAGAGGUUAUGAAGCCUUAUCCUUGGUUCCAAGCUUGUUUCUUUUUUGUGCUCAAACCAGCAUGAUUACAAUGUAUUAUCUUCAUGGUAUAAGUCUAUUUAAAUGA
Nycticebus coucang (slow loris) is the source of this 2890-nucleotide messenger RNA. It is a transcript of the gene HSCB, whose product is annotated as HscB mitochondrial iron-sulfur cluster cochaperone. The record is from RefSeq and is a predicted model, not a curated record. Bases 141 to 719 code for a protein of 192 amino acids. Gene Ontology annotation, molecular function: ATPase activator activity; protein-folding chaperone binding. The transcript is spliced from 5 exons. Gene Ontology annotation, biological process: protein complex oligomerization; [2Fe-2S] cluster assembly. Lineage: Eukaryota; Metazoa; Chordata; Mammalia; Primates; Lorisidae. Gene Ontology annotation, cellular component: mitochondrion.